Messenger RNA from Neohortaea acidophila, 867 nucleotides. RefSeq lists its product as uncharacterized. The transcript has a single exon. The record is from RefSeq and is a predicted model, not a curated record. Lineage: Eukaryota; Fungi; Ascomycota; Dothideomycetes; Mycosphaerellales; Teratosphaeriaceae. The coding region runs from base 133 to 633 and encodes 166 amino acids.
CACGUGCAUACAGACAACCUUUACGUGGGAUGAGCGAUGCAUGAGGGUUUAACGACCUUCUUCUUCCGGCAGCUGUACGACCGAAGCGCAGAUCAGUGCAACCCUGCGUGAUAAAGAUUCCAUGUCGCAGAUAUGCGUAGUAGGGCUCGGCCACUCGUUUACGAUACUCACUCACCACUAUCGACGGUGCAGACAAGCCCUUCCACUGCGGGCACCAACACGCCUGCUUCCGACCUCAGAAUCUUCGCUCGGUAUAUCUUCCUUGCACCGUGGUGGCCUUCGAGUUCCGCGACACUGCCAAUCAACUGCACACCACAUCCACGACGUAACCACAACGUCAGCAGUAUCCUAGUCCCCACAAACCCGCACCACCCCCAAACUCACCUGCGAAAAAAAGAGAGGUUGAAGCGCCGUCCUCAACAGAGUAAUCGGAAUCGAAUGAUACCCUUGCCCGCCCCCAAAACCCCCACAAGGAGGGGAAAGGAAGCAGAGCGCAGAUACGCCGCAUAUUGCACUGAAGUGAUCGUGCCUUCCCCCCUCCGCAAAAAGAGAGAGAGAAAGACACACACCAUCUUCGCACCGGCUCCCAUAGCCCCAAGACGCCCACGCGAAAGGCGAGGGCGCGGGGGCUGAGAUUUCUGAUGCCAAAUGCAACCGUGUAGGAAGACUGUCACGGCAGGCCCUCACGGGCGGUUUGCCUAUUCACCAUCGCCCUAGGGACGAGGUGAGAGGCAAGGUUGGGGUGAAGAUUACUCCGAAUUUCUCAUUUGCUGGGGGGGGACGAACGCAGUCUUGCGACUGGUUGUCGGUGUGUGAGCAAAGAAAUGCGGCAUUGGAGAGGACGGCGCUUGGGGGAGGGGAAGAGGG